This is a messenger RNA of Opisthorchis viverrini, 483 nucleotides long. RefSeq lists its product as hypothetical. The record is from RefSeq and is a predicted model, not a curated record. The transcript is spliced from 3 exons. The annotation marks the transcript as partial. NCBI's taxonomy places the organism in Eukaryota, Metazoa, Platyhelminthes, Trematoda, Opisthorchiida, Opisthorchiidae.
AUGUAUUCUGUGACACAGCUGAUUUUAUGCAACACUGGUCUGGACAGCCAAUCCCCAGUGUUGGAGGGUAAUCCUAUCAAACCUAGGUGGUGGUCCACAUCAACAGACAGUGUACCUAGCGACCCGACACUGCUAAUCGCUGGUGUCCCCGAGACCGAUAAUCACAUGACGGCUAUUGCUGUGACAACGAGCCUUGUCCGCCGUGUGGGGAAGCUCUGCUGGCGGUUCCACCAACUCACAAUUCUUGUAUUCCGAUUCGCCCUCGCGUUGGAAAGUGACAAUGACAAAACCGACGAAUAUAUUGAUCAUAAAGAACGGGAUCAAGACGAUCUAAAUAUUUCCCUUUUAUGGUGGUCUUCUUCGGCUGAGUAUGCUACCCAAGACCUUGACGUGUUUCAGUCUAGCCUGAACAUACUACUCACAAGGUUGUUGAAAACUCCUCCACAGCCGACUACCGGUUUCGCUCUUCUUGGAGCUCAUCAG